This is a messenger RNA of Colletotrichum fioriniae, 690 nucleotides long. It is a transcript of the gene CAP22, whose product is annotated as Protein cap22. NCBI's taxonomy places the organism in Eukaryota, Fungi, Ascomycota, Sordariomycetes, Glomerellales, Glomerellaceae. The record is from RefSeq and is a predicted model, not a curated record.
AUGCACGCCAAGGCCGUUGCUCUUUCUCUCGCCGCCGCGGCGGUUGUCCACGCUGAUCUCCGCAUCAACAACAACGACAUCCCCCAGGACUGCUCUGCCAUCUGCCGCCCCGUCCGUGACCUUGGCAACAUCUGCACCGUCAACUUCGUCCCCGGUCAGGGCAACAACAACAGCGAUCAGCUCCAGGAUGAGCUCGACUCCCAGUGUGUCUGCACCAACAACUCGUUCGACCUGAAGAACUUGGCUGGCCAGUGCAAUGCCUGCAUGAUCGAGAAGGUUCCUUCCGACCAGCAGCGCAGCCUUGAGGGUAUCCAGAGCAUCAUGAACGUUUGCCAGCUGCCCAGCGCCAGCGGCUACGCCUCCUCAUCCACCUCCCUCGCCAACACUGUCAUCGUCCUCGCCACCCGCCUGACUGCCAGCAGCCAGCUUACCACCACCUUCGGCGGUGCCCAGACUACUGAGUCCUCCUCCAGCCGUACUCGCUCCAGCGAGCGCUCCACCAUCACCACCACCUUCCUCACCUCCGGCAACGGUGGUCUUCCCUCCAUCGCCACCUCCACCAUCGUUGGCGGUGGACGCCAGACCGGCAAUGCUGCCCCUGGCCUCCACACCCCCGGCAGCAACGGCAUGCUUGGCGCCGUCGGCGCCAUCGUCGCUGGUGCCUUUGCACUUGGCGCUUUCAUGCUCUAA